AUGGGUUCGCUUAUAGCCACCAACUUGCUGUGGCUGCAUAUUCUUCAACGUGGACAACGAAAAUCAAGUGGCGGUUUCUAUUUGAUUGAUUUAGCCUGGCUGAUGGUCCUUCAUCAUCAAAUUUCCGUGAACCUGUCCCGUCUUCAAUACAAUACAAAUAUGGAACUCGUUGGCUGUGCAGCAAGCGUUAGCCAGCUCCUGGUCUACUUAUCCUCAUCGGCUACUAGCCUCCAGAGACUUUAUACUGAGCUUAUUCACUGUAACUCGACUUACCGUGACGAAGCAAUAAAUAUCAGGCUAUUACUUCAUACUAUUCAACGCCUCGGCCAGCAACAGGUCAACGACAACGACGACCACAGUCCCGUCCUCCCUGUUCUGAUAUCCAUAUCUGGUAUCGCAUGCCAAGUGCUACACCUCCUUAAACCAAAGCGAAUCUUUGGUAUCGACUGGGCGCCAGUCACGUCACAAGACAAGAUCAGCUCAGCGUUCGAGACACUUGAUAAGAAGAGGAAUUUGCUCCAAUUAUACAUUUCUCAAGAACAUCAAGAAGCCCUCCUGGAUCUUCGACAGACGGUUGAAUCAUCUUGCAAGAACAUUCGUGUGGAAACCCCUAUAGUAGGGUCAAAUAGAAAGAGUACAUCUCACAGCGCUGAGUAUACAACUGGCGCAUCCAUGGACCCGCAUCCGAAUCAACCGGCUGGACAGUCUACCAAAAGGCUCAGAAUCAAGAUGACAGGUGCCAAAAUAGAGGGUUACAACUCAAUGUUCAACGGCCACAAGGAAGGCGACAUAGAAGGCGAACUUGGAGACUCGACUUUCGGAUCGACCGCGGGUAAUUUCGUAGGAAACGCAAGUGACGAAACCGAAAGAAUGUUUUUACAAUCUAGCCGUUGCAAUCAAGGUUGUUCACAUCCAGACUAUGCCUACAUGCCGGCCAGGGCGCCGCCAAGCCAGGGAAAUCAUGCUAGAGAAGCGAAACCCAGGUUCCACGAUAUCUCUAGCGAUCGAUUCAUCUCAUCACGCGACUCAUCAUCUUAUCAAGGAGCCGAUUAUAGGGCGGAGGUUCGGGAGCCGUCGUGGCAUGGUACCCACCAUGCACAGCAUUUAGAGCGAAAUUUCACCAGCCAACAAUACGGUGCCCAACAGGUACAAGGCCCGGAACGUGACACUGCCAGCCCACGGUACAGCAAUCGACAGAUUGAGACAUCCCGACCACAAUCGGGCUGA
This is a messenger RNA of Bipolaris victoriae FI3, 1227 nucleotides long. RefSeq lists its product as hypothetical. The transcript is spliced from 3 exons. NCBI's taxonomy places the organism in Eukaryota, Fungi, Ascomycota, Dothideomycetes, Pleosporales, Pleosporaceae. The coding region runs from base 1 to 1227 and encodes 408 amino acids. The record is from RefSeq and is a predicted model, not a curated record.